This is a messenger RNA of Plasmopara halstedii, 1299 nucleotides long. RefSeq names its product animal inward rectifier k channel (irk-c) family protein. The record is from RefSeq and is a predicted model, not a curated record. The transcript is spliced from 4 exons. The coding region runs from base 1 to 1299 and encodes 432 amino acids. Gene Ontology annotation, cellular component: plasma membrane. NCBI's taxonomy places the organism in Eukaryota, Oomycota, Peronosporomycetes, Peronosporales, Peronosporaceae. Gene Ontology annotation, biological process: potassium ion import across plasma membrane; regulation of monoatomic ion transmembrane transport. Gene Ontology annotation, molecular function: inward rectifier potassium channel activity.
AUGAGUAUGAAGAUAGAGCGUGGACCAAGCUAUGCAGAGUACGAAGAUCAAGCGUCGCAUCAUGGAACGAGGUCAGGGACUCCCACGAAACGUGUGAAUAUACCUACAACUACUACAAGUCGUAUUAUGGACCGCAAAGAUAAAAUGUUUAAGCGCUCAAAAGGUCAAUGGAAUAUUCGCCGUCAGAAAGUGCCACAUUACUGGAAACUUUACAUGCAAGACCCUUUUCAUACAGUCGUGAAUAUGCGGCUUAGCAAAGUUCUUGCGUCACUUAUGUUUGCAUACAUUGUGGUGAUUACACUAUUCGGAGCGCUAUACAUGACACCUCGUGAAGAAUGCCGAUUAGCCAUUUCUACAUUCUUUGACGGAUUUUCUUUUUCCGUCUCUGUGCUCUUUACUAUUGGUUUUGGUACAAACGGUGGUGACGUUUUCUUUGGUCGAUGUGUGUGGGUUCAAACUAUUAUUACACUUGAGUCAUUCAUGGGCAUUUUACUUGAUGCAUUGGCGAUUGGAAUUAUCUUUCAACGCUUUUCAAGGGCCCAAGCUCGUGCGAAUACUAUUGUCAUGAGUACUCACGCGUGCGUUCGUCGUAUUCGCGGCAAAUUGUAUUUUAUGUUUCAAGUAUGCGAGAUGCGCAAACACCAAUUGGUAGAAGCUCACGUCCGACUAUAUGCAAUUCGACACGACAUUGAAUUUGGAGAACAUUAUUAUUUUCAAUCAUACCCUAUGCGUAUACAACAUCCAGAUGAUGAUCUUGGCGGCAUGAUGCUCUUGGCUCUUCCUUCUGUCGUUGUACACGGUAUGGAUGCAUGGAGUCCACUAUUACGACCAAAGAGCAUCAAUACUUGUGGUAUGCAUCAUAAUCCCGCAAGAAAGUAUCUCUUUCCGGAGCCUUUAUGUCGUGAAGCUGAUGCACAAAGUGGAGAUCGUGAUGCUUCAGUACAGAAUAAUUUGUAUUCACAUUUAGCACAUAACACGUGUCGCUGUGGAGGUGAAAAUAUUGCGACGGGUGAUGUACAUGCUGCUACACAACCUCCGUCAAUCGAAGAGAUCCAGCAAUAUUGGGCCGAAUCACAGCUUGAAGUUGUGGUACUAGUAGAAGGUAUUGAUGCUGUUACUUCAACAACCAUCCAAGUGCGGCAUUCAUAUAAAGCUGAAGAUAUCUUGUUUAACCAUCGUCACGUUAAUUGUGUCGAUAUUGAUCCAGAGACUGGUGGUGCUUUAGUUGACUUUCGUCGUUUUCACGAGACAGUUCCCGUGGAUAUUGACUGUAGUCAUGUAUCUGGAAGCUUUUACUAA